AUGGAAGGCAACCGGUCAGAAUGCGCCGAUUUCACGACAUCCCGCCCCGACCCGACGAAUGAGGGCUGGGUGAUCGCCGUCUUCUCCGUCGUCUACCUUCACAUUUUUGUGCUCGGCCUCAUUGGCAAUACGGCCGUCAUCUACCUCACGUUUAAGCACCGCCAUCUUCAAACCGUGCAGAACAUGUUCAUACUAAACCUUGCCCUUUCUGAUGUAAUUGUAUGCCUUCUAUCGAUGCCCUUCACCCUUGUCACCAACAUCUACAAGGCUUGGUACUUUGGCAGCCCGUUUUGUCAUUUGUUGCCAAUGGUACAGGGCGUCUCCAUCUUCGUCUCAACGUUUUCUCUAUCAGCGAUAGCGCUGGAUAGAUACAAUUUGGUGGUUAGACCACAUGCACAUCCAUUAAAUGUCAGAGGCGCGUGUCUCGUGGCUGCUGUUCUAUGGAUCGUCUCCGUCAUCGUCUGUCUACCGUAUGGAUGGUAUAUGCGUAUCCAGACGUAUCCCGGAUUUUGCGGCGAGUACUGCUCGGAGAGUUGGCCGUCCCAAGAUGUUCGUCUUGGCUAUGCGCUUCUCGUGUUGACCACCCAAUUCCUUCUGCCAUUUGCCACGAUGGCCGUCUGCUACUAUACCAUCUUUUCCGUGCUCAAGGAGCGAGCCGCCGUAAAACUAAAGAAACUAAGCGAGCGGAGCCAACUUCUGGAGAAUAGCACGGCAUUGGCGCAUGAACAAUCGGUGGACACUGGAGACUACGUACCAGCAGCUGAAGGACAACAAAGACUCACCGUAGUCAUGCAGCAAAGACGAACAACCAUGAUUCUCGCAUCUAUGGUAUUGCUAUUCGGCGGGACCUGGUUACCGUACAACCUAUUCACGAUGCUCGUUGACUACGGCGAGGGCUUCUUCUAUUACGGGGAGACGAAUUACGAGUAUUUUGUCAGCACUAUUACGCAUAGCUUUGCCAUGAUCACCAUCGUUGCCAAUCCAUUUCUGUACGCGUGGUUGAAUCCGUCGUUUAAGGAGAUUUUGAUGAAGACGCUGCGCGGCCGAUCGCAUGCCGAUUUGAAGUAUCAUACUAGCAUUAGCCGGACACCGACUGUGGCGAAGAAGCCGGUCACUAAGGUGUCGAGCAAAGCCUCCUGCCCGUCCGUCGGCUACUCUGAGGUCUACCAAAAUUCCACGCCAGCCACCCCGGGUUCCCCA
This is a messenger RNA of Mesorhabditis spiculigera, 1200 nucleotides long. The record is from the annotation of a GenBank genome assembly. NCBI's taxonomy places the organism in Eukaryota, Metazoa, Nematoda, Chromadorea, Rhabditida, Rhabditidae.